AUGAACCCGCGAUUAUUUUCCACGCUGCGCUGCCUGCAGCAUGAAAACCCUCUGGGUCUGCCACGAACUGGAAGCAUUCCGCGCAUGCAGCGUGGAUUGCCCGAACGACGAAAUAUAAAGGAUGUUAAGAAAGUGAUUGCUGUAUCAUCUGCGAAAGGAGGCGUGGGAAAGUCGACAAUUGCAGUCAAUCUCGCUCUGGCGUUUGCCAAACGUGGACUUCGAAGCGGCAUCCUUGACACGGAUAUCUUCGGUCCCUCCAUUCCAACACUUUUGAAUCUCUCAGGAGAGCCACGAUUAUCUUCAAACAACCAACUUAUACCUCUUUCCAAUUAUGGAGUCAAAUCUAUGUCAAUGGGAUAUCUCGUCGGAGACGAGGCACCUGUAGUAUGGCGUGGACUUAUGGUUAUGAAAGCUUUACAGCAACUAUUACAUGAGGUCGAUUGGGGAGGCUUGGAUAUCCUCGUGCUAGAUUUGCCACCAGGAACAGGAGAUACACAAUUGACGAUCACGCAGCAGAUCAUUCUUGAUGGCGCAAUUAUCAUCUCUACACCUCAAGACAUUGCUCUCAAAGAUGCCGUGAAGGGAAUCAACAUGUUCAAGAAGACGAAUAUUCCAAUACUGGGAAUGGUCCAGAAUAUGUCGCUCUUCAUUUGCCCACAUUGUCACAACAGCACUCACAUAUUUGGAUCCCACUCAGGUGUAGAAAAAGCAUGUCGAGAGCACGGAAUUAACUUCUUGGGUAACAUACCACUUCAUGCAAGCAUAUGUGAUUAUGCAGAUAGGGGAAAGCCAACUGUUGUAUCUGAACCGGAUAGUGAGCGAACAAAGUCGUUUAUAACAAUAUCUCAGCGGGUUGGUGACUUGAUUGGGCUAUGA
This is a messenger RNA of Hyaloscypha bicolor E, 876 nucleotides long. Its product is annotated as nucleotide binding protein-like protein. Gene Ontology annotation, cellular component: mitochondrion. The coding region runs from base 1 to 876 and encodes 291 amino acids. The record is from RefSeq and is a predicted model, not a curated record. The transcript has 5 exons. Lineage: Eukaryota; Fungi; Ascomycota; Leotiomycetes; Helotiales; Hyaloscyphaceae. Gene Ontology annotation, biological process: mitochondrial respiratory chain complex I assembly; iron-sulfur cluster assembly. Gene Ontology annotation, molecular function: 4 iron, 4 sulfur cluster binding; ATP binding; ATP-dependent FeS chaperone activity.